Molecule: messenger RNA, 2157 nt
Organism: Penicillium salamii
Lineage: Eukaryota; Fungi; Ascomycota; Eurotiomycetes; Eurotiales; Aspergillaceae
Source: the annotation of a GenBank genome assembly
AUGACCGACAUGGAAAACAGCAUGAUGGACGAAUCCUUCGCGAUCUCCGAAGUCGCAGACGACUCCAACUUGACCGCCAGCGCGACGGUCGGUACAAGGCGGCAAGCGAACGGUACAAUUGGCUCUGUCUACUCGGGCAACAAGAUUCGACACCUGAAGAAAGAGGAUGGUAUCCCUCUCUGGCGCAAAGAUAUCCAAUAUGAGUUCUUGAAGCUGGUCUUUGAAGACAAAUCCCCCGUUUUCACGAGGUGGCCUGAUGGCCAAAAAGGACUGGACUUCGCGGAUGUCUACAUCGAUGCAAUGGCCCGGAGCAGCAAGACGAGCAAGAUUCUGAAAGACAAACUGCAGAGUGACAAGCCUGCGGCUAUCAGCAUGGCGAUGGUUUGUUUGCUGGUGAACUUCGGUCGCAUGAAUACCACCUUGAACUUCUUCCCGGAAAUGCGCGCUCAAUUGCGGACCUACCACUCCAUCCCCUCACUUCAAGCGCACCAGGACUCCAACGCCUACAAGCAGCUCCAGGAUGCACCACGCCUCAAGUCCAUCCUGAAGGGCGCCUCGGAGGACUAUGAACAGCCGAACACCCUGGAAAAGAUCAAGCGACAAAACAUACCUCGUACGAACCCGGUGAAUUUGAUAUUCGUUCUGGCGCAAUACGCCCCCAAAGUCUCAGAAACACAUUUCUUCCCCCCGCGGGACUUUUUCGAUUUGGUUAUGAGAUCAACCUUGAGUAGCCAAAGUCGCGCCAGGGCAUUUCUUUGGCUGAUGUGGUGGUAUUUGGAGAGUGAUUUCAGCCGCGAGGCCGCUCUAAACAAUCCUUUCGGCGCGGGAUUAGAAGGCGAGGGCUCUGAGGGUCUUCCUUUGAAAGUGCCUCCCUUUGAUAUCUUGACCGAGGAACAAGCCAAUGAGGAGAAUCAGGAUACACCCGAGGAGCAGGAAUACGGUGAAUCUAAGCGACUGGAACGCAAGCGCAUUCUGGAAGAAGAGGAGCCAUUACCACGCAUCCCUAAGCGGCCCAAAAAAGAUUUCGGGUUUGACGAAGACUCAUUCGCGGGUGACUAUUCUGGUAUGGGAGGCCGCGGCUCCGCCAUGUCUACCCCUCUCCACCCUUCUGUCAAACGAAGUCUGGAUGACGACGAGGACGAAAUGACUCCUGGUUAUUCACGUCCGCGCCCCAAGCAGCUCAAGCGGGAACCCUCACUCAACCGCACCAUGGGCCAGCAACGGCUCGUUCUGAAAACCAGACCGGAGCACACCCCUGAUGCGUCUCCUGCACCUUCAGGCCAUCCUCACCAAGUCCUCAACCGCUUCAUCACAGAACCCUCACUUUCCACAAACCCUGGUCGUCGACCGCGACCACUCACCCAACACCAGAUUGCCGUUGAACAAAAUCGACGACAGAGAAUUGACUAUCUGCUUGCCAAACGCAGAUCCAAUGCAUACCGUGUUCUACGUGCGAAACGAGAGCAUGAAAUUCCUUUCGGGCGCUACGGUCGCCUUCUCCAAGGUCUUCCCGAAGGCUACGAUACCGACGACGAGGAAACUUCAUGGGGUAAGGGUGGUCUUCUUCCCAACCCUGACGAGGAAGAUGACUUUGGAGAAUGUGCGAGUGUCUUCCUAUCCGUGGUUCGCAAAGCGGCGCGCCGACUCGACCGAUGGGACUACGAAGAAGCCAAUGGGCCCAAGAAAGACCGCAAGUUGGAGCGCGAAGAACGGUACCAAGCCAAGGCAGCCCUUGAGGCUGAUUUGCGCAACUCCCAUAAUCGAGCCCGUCCGCGAGCUCGCCCUAGUGCUGCCAAGCGCAAGUCGACCGGUGUCACGGGCACCCCUGGCACUGGAAAGAAGCCCAUUCCUCACGCCAAGGCGGACGGCUUGGGUGCGUCGGCUCUAGGGACCCCCAACUGGGAUGCAGAGCACGGACCCGAUGACUACCUGGAGGGCGAGCUUGACGAUCUUGACCGUGAAUUGCUCGGUGAAGGAUCAGGUGAUGAGGAUGAUAACCCUCGGGGUGAUGAUUUCUCUGAUGACGAAGAAGAUGACGAUAAUAUGUCCUACGAAGGCGCCAAUGGUGACACACGACAUGAGGCUUCGUCCCCCCCUCCGAGGGGGCCUGCCGAUCAACGCGGGGAAGGCUAUGCGGACGAUGUGAUGGAAGAUUAA